Paramacrobiotus metropolitanus is the source of this 1811-nucleotide messenger RNA. Its product is annotated as formylglycine-generating enzyme-like. Gene Ontology annotation, cellular component: endoplasmic reticulum. NCBI's taxonomy places the organism in Eukaryota, Metazoa, Tardigrada, Eutardigrada, Parachela, Macrobiotidae. Bases 771 to 1622 code for a protein of 283 amino acids. The transcript has 6 exons. The record is from RefSeq and is a predicted model, not a curated record.
UGAAAAGAUGACACAUUAAUUAUUGUUCUUGCAUUGUAAAAAUGCUUGCGUACGAACAUCGUAACCGGUAAUCUGGUACUGCUUAGCGUUGUUUGAUAAUAUUAUUAUUAAUUUUAGUAUGCAGCUGAGCUAUUUAGUUUCAUGCGUGCCCUCAUCUCGUUUUCUCGUGAUUUUAAUAUGUUAUUUAAAUAGCUUCAAAUAUAUCGCAGGUUUUAUACUUUGUAUCUCGUAUCUCACCAUCAGUAAAACCAUGCCUAUGAAGGUCGCAGCAGCUUUCCAUAAAUAACAAUUUAUCGCCGAUUUAUUCCGCGCAGUUUGCGCGGGGUCUACUAGUAUAUCUAUAUUGCGCGAGCUGAUUGUGUCUUCUACCGCCCCAUGCUACGCGCACCAGGUCAGCAGAAUGAAUUAUCCUUACUUUACCAUUACAACACCACUGGCUUAAUCGAAAACAGGUUUUGAACCUUGAUCAGACGUACGAAUGGAAAGAUAUCGCAAGCCGGUUGCAAACGUGCAGGACCUGAAUGUGCUUGUUGGAAUGAGAAUACGUUUCGAGGGCGGAUGAUACACAAUCGUGCAGUGCCUCCAGCAAGCCAGGCGAAAGCAAAUCAUGCGGAUGUGGUUCCGACGCACUCAACCGGGCGCCGAAGGAAACGGUUAACAAUCCCGUAACCGACGACGAUAUUAUUGUCGAGGACGAUAGCUCCAAUACUAUCGACGCCAAGUCCGUGAAAGCACAGCCCCGCACCGACUCUACAACACAACAUGCUAAUAUGGUGAAAUUAGCCGGAGGAAAAUUCACGAUGGGCACGGAUGAGGCGCAUUUCCACGAAGACGGAGAAGGGCCAGCGAGACCGGUUAUCAUCUACCCUUUCUGGAUGGAUGUGAUGGAGGUGUCCAAUAAGGAAUUUGCAGAAUUUACCCGGGAUGCUAGUUAUGUGACGGAAGCGGAGAAAUUUGGCAAUUCGUUUGUGUUUUUUGAUAUGAUGACGGAAGAGCAGCAAGAACCGGUGCAGGAGUCAGUGGCUGCUGCUCCCUGGUGGUAUAAGACUCCCAACGCUAACUGGAGGGAACCGGAAGGCAUCAAUUCCAACCUCGACGAGCGAUGGGACCACCCUGUGACGCAUGUGUCAUGGAAUGAUGCCGUUGCGUAUUGCAAGUGGAAAGGGAAGCGUUUGCCGACGGAAGCUGAAUGGGAGUACGCGUGCCGGGCCGGUCUGGAAGACCGUUUGUAUCCGUGGGGAAAUGUGCUGCUACCGAAUGGUGAACACAUGGCGAAUAUCUGGCAGGGAGAAUUUCCUCUCAACAAUACGGCGGAUGAUGGUUAUAAAUGGACGGCACCGGUGGACUUGUACAAGCCUAAUAAUUUUGGCCUCAAGCAAAUGGCUGGAAAUGUUUGGGAAUGGGUUGCCGAUUAUUGGUCUAUACAUCACAUGCAAGAACUGAAAAAGAAUCCUACAGGUCCAAAGAAAGGCACUGAGCGCACAAAAAAAGGCGGAUCUUUUCUCUGUCAUAAAAGCUACUGUUAUCGGUACCGGUGUGCCGCCCGGAGUAACAACGGCGCUGAUUCUUCGGCAUCGAAUCUCGGAUUUCGCUGCGCUUCCGACAUUGACACAGAAAGCUGACCUGUUUCUUUCAUACUCAAUAUUUGACCAAAUAACUGAUCUCGUUGAGUAAAAGUAGCGUAACGCUGCACUAACGUCUUGCUUUGUACUUCUGUUUGGUAGCUAUCUCAUUAAUUAAUGUCCGUUUUUUGUUUCUGCAUUUGUAACGAUCACUAUGAUAUUACUGAAUAAUAAUAUUACACAGAUUCA